Molecule: messenger RNA, 1461 nt
Organism: Brassica napus (rape)
Lineage: Eukaryota; Viridiplantae; Streptophyta; Magnoliopsida; Brassicales; Brassicaceae
Product: VQ motif-containing protein 18
Exons: 1
Coding region: 322-879 (185 amino acids)
Cellular component (GO): nucleus
Source: RefSeq, a predicted model, not a curated record
AUAAUAUGAUAUGUACAUUCAAAACGUUAUUUAAAUCAAGUUGUAUUGUGUCAUGGCAGGUCCACCGCUGUUUCGUCCAACACCUUCUUUACCAUUUUGAUAUGCAACUUUGUUGUUAAUUUAAUGUUUUUGACUAACCAACAAUCCUAUAUUUUUAAAUUUACAUAACUACCUAUAUAUAUAAUCACCAACCGCCUCAUGAGUAUAAUUAUUCCACGGCAUACCAAUUAUUUUUUGUUUAAACUAUACAUCUCGGAAAGAAAAAAGGAUCAAAUAUUUUCUCAAUCGUCUAUAGUUUUCUUGUUUGGGUUUCUAUUUUGAAUGGUGAAGGAAUCCAUGGAGGUUACACAAUAUCGUCAAAGUUUUAAUGAAGGUUCGAGUUCUAGGGUUUCCAUGAACAAAAACUCACAAGUAAUAUCCAAGAUCAAGCCCAAGAUUCGCAUCAUUCACAUAUUCGCACCGGAGAUCAUCAAGACUGACGUUAAGAACUUUCGUUCACUUGUCCAGAGUCUAACCGGAAAACCCACAGCCGCAGAAGCCAAAGCCGAUAAAAAGAGAGCCAAACCGAAAAUUCCAACGUCUCAAGAACCGGUUUACGGAGAGCCUCAGCCGGUUAACAGGCUUACAGGUUUCACAGGUUUAGUAGCAAACGGAGGCAACCAUCAGGUGAAAGAAGAAUGGGGAUCUGGUGAUCAUAAGCGUGCUUCCAACACAAACACUUACUUUGAUCUAGAUGGUUUGAUUCAAGAUGUAGGAGAAGAUUACUUCUCUUCGUUUCCCAUGAGAACUUCUUCUGCUUCACAAGUCGAAGGUUUCAUCUUCAACAACAACCACAACACCAACAACAACUCCGAUACAAAGGGUCAUAAUUCUUCAUAAAUAACCACAGUUAAUUUCUAGGGUUUUCUGAUUUUGCAUUCGCGUUUGAUCAGAUCUAAUCGUUUGAGGCAUGAAAUCAAACGAAGAAGGUUAUGCUUUUUAGGAACAAAGGCAUAGAAGUUGUAUUUUGAUUUUGAUGGGUACGUAGACAAACUGGACUUUUUUGGUAGACUGACUUUGCCAAGGUUGGGGGUUGUAAUGAAAAGUUUGAUUUAUGUGCAUCCCUUCCCGGAGAAGUGACUGUAUCUAAUUAAGUGGUGGUCUUCGGUCCAAGAACCCUAGCUGUUUUGAUAUGUAACUUCAUUCAUGUGCUACUAUAUAUUGGAUGUGUAAUAAAAAAUUCUUUGGUGCGUGUAUAUGAUUUGAUUAUCAGCUGUAUUUUUUGGAGGAAAGUUUUUAUGGUACUUAAAAGAUUGACUAAAAUAGUUUUUACAGUAUAGUAAUUCUUUCUCUUGGUUAAAAUAGUUUUUACCGAUUCUUCUGUUAAUAUUCAACGUGUCAUAUGGUGGUUAUACUUGAGAAUGAUGAUCUCGUAUAACUUUGUUCUCUUGCUUAAUAUACCAACUGUUAAUGACAGUGUAA